This is a messenger RNA of Clupea harengus (Atlantic herring), 6156 nucleotides long. It is a transcript of the gene birc6, whose product is annotated as baculoviral IAP repeat-containing protein 6-like. Gene Ontology annotation, molecular function: ubiquitin-protein transferase activity; cysteine-type endopeptidase inhibitor activity. The record is from RefSeq and is a predicted model, not a curated record. The transcript is spliced from 28 exons. Gene Ontology annotation, cellular component: nucleus. NCBI's taxonomy places the organism in Eukaryota, Metazoa, Chordata, Actinopteri, Clupeiformes, Clupeidae. Gene Ontology annotation, biological process: apoptotic process; negative regulation of apoptotic process; regulation of cytokinesis. The annotation marks the transcript as partial.
AGCACCAUAGCUCGUACGCUAAUCCCGUGCACCUAACGUAAUAUCCAUUGAAGUGCGCCCGCAGUUUUCGUAGUAUCGAUGGUGAAUAGUUGCUGCUGCGGCAACGGGAGGAGGAGCAGAAGCCGCGGAAGAGGAGAGCUAGCAGUGGUAGCUAGUACAGCGGAGGUUUAGGAUUCGGUUUUUACCUUUUUACUCUGACUUGCGCGUACAGAGCUCCCUAAAACAGAGCGGGGUUGGGAAAAUAAAGUGAAAAUGGCGGCCGCGGCCUCGCCGGGCUCCUGCUCGUCCACCUCCUCAGACUGGGUUGUGCUGAGAGACGGUUGCCUGCGUUGCGACGAGGAGGGCCUGCGAAGCCUCUCCUAUCAUCCGGCCCUGAACGCUAUCCUGGCCGUCACAAGCCGGGGGAGUAUCAAAGUAAUCGACGGCACCUCUGGUGCUAUAUUGCAGGCCUCGGCUUUGCACGCUAAACCCGGGGGACGUGUGAGAUGUCAGUAUUUCCCGGCAGUAGACAAGGUCCUGUUUGUGGACGACUAUGCGGUGGGUUGCCGGAAGGACUUGAAUGGCAUCCUGCUGCUGGACACGGCCCUCCAGGCCCCUGUCUCCAAACCAGAGGACUUGGUCCAGCUGGAGCUGCCUGUCACCGAGGCCCAGCAGGUGCUGUUAGCAUGCCUGGAGAAGGUGGACGUGUCGAACAGCGAGGGAUUCGAAAUGUUCCUCACUCAGCUCAAAGAGGGCCUGAAGAAUACCUCACAUGAGACGGCCGCCAACCACAAAGUGGCCAAGUGGGCGACAGUGACUUUCCAUCUCCCGCACCACGUGAUCAAGGUGGUGGCCAGUGCCAUCGUGAACGAGCUGAAGAAGAUAAACCAGAACGUUGCUGCCUUGUCUGUGGCCUCGUCCAUCAUGGACAGGCUGUCCUACCUCUUACCGAGUGCCCGGCCCGAGUUGGGGGUGGGGCCCGGACGCUCUGUAGAUAGAUCCUUGAUGUACAGUGAGGCAAACAGGAGAGAAACGUUCACGUCCUGGCCACAUGCUGGCUAUCGCUGGGCACAGCCAGACCCCAUGGCCCAGGCAGGCUUCUACCACCAGCCUGCCUCCACGGGCGAUGACCGGGCCAUGUGUUUCACCUGUAGUGUUUGCCUGGUGUGUUGGGAGCCCACAGACGAGCCAUGGUCGGAGCACGAGCGACAUUCCCCCAAUUGUCCAUUUGUGAAGGGCGAGCACACGCAGAAUGUUCCGCUGUCAGUAACCCUGGCGACCAGCCCGGCACAGUUCCCCAGUCCGGACGGCUCCGACAAGAUUGCCUGCUACGGCUUCGGCAGCUGCCCGCACUUCCUGGCUGCCGCCACCAAGAGGGGCAAGAUCUGCAUAUGGGACGUGUCCAAGCUGAUGAAGGUGCACUUGAAGUUUGAGAUCAACCCAUACGACCCAGUGAUCCUGCGCCAGCUCUUCCUGUCGAGCAGCGAGCAGACCCUGGGCCCGGAGUCCAGGAGGCCCACCCUGGCCUGGCUGGAGGACUCGUCCAGCUGCUCGGACCUGCCAAAACUAGAGGGGGACAGUGAUGAUCAGUUGGAGGACUCAGACAGCGAAGAGCAUUCCAGAUCGGAGUCAGUCACAGGUCACCCGUCUCAGAAGGAGAGCCUGGAUGUCAGUCUGGGCGUGACGGCGCUCAGCGUGCUGCAGCAGCCCGAGAAGCUGCAGUGGGAGGUGGUGGCCAGUGUGCUGGAGGACACCGUCAAGGACCUGGAGGAGCUAGGGGCCAACCCCGCGCUGGCACAGGCCAAGGCCGACAAGGCCAAGGAGAAGCCAGCCGAGCAGCACAACAUUCCCUUCCCCUGCCUGCUGACGGGAGGCCUGCUCAGCUACCGCUCGGCCGCCAGCUCCCCUCUCGCCGGGGGCCCUUCCUUGACCCCGGCGCGGCGGCCCCCGCCCCCUACAGCCGACGGACCCUUAAGGACUCAGGUCCCUGAGGCCACCCCCCUCGUGGUCGUCGCCCCUGACCAGGGUCCCAUGGAGAUUGAGACCUGCCACCCCACCCCUGAGCUGGGCUCCCCCAGCCUCCCCAUCUACCCCAUCCGCAGGACUAUCCCCGUGCUGCUACUGUACAGCAUCAAGGAGGCGGACGAGAAGGCCACGGGCAAGGUGUUUGCGCAGAUGAACAACCUGAUGGGCAAGAGCCUCCACGAGGAAGGCUUCACCGUGCCACAGAUCAUCGAGAUGGAGUUCGACUCGCACGAGCAGCUGCUGCUCCAGGACCCGCCCAUCACCUACAUCCAGCAGUUCGCCGACGCCACCGCCAACCUCGGCCCCGUGGACGUCCCCGACAAGUGGGGCUCGCAGGCGCCGAGGCCCGGCGCCCUGGUGCAGUGCUUGCGGCUGCCCAAGGAGCUGGAGGACGAGAACCUGUACGUGGACUCCAUCACGCCCUGCAGCGACGGCCUGCACCUCCUGGUGGGCCUCCAGCCCUGCUCGGUGGAGUCGCUCAGCGCCAUCAACCAGGUCGAGGCGCUCAACAACCUCAACCGCCAGCGCUCGGCCCUCUGCAGCCGCGGCCGCAAGGACGAGCUCCAGGCUCUGCCCAUGCUGGCCAACGGGCACGAGGGCACCCACGGGGCCUCCUCGCCCCAGCAGACGCCCCUCAUCCUGCCCCCCGACCAGCAGCAGCAACAGCAGCUGCCCUCGUCCCGGGCGUUUGGUGGCAGCCCGGGUAGCGGCGGCGGCGGGUACCUGGUGCUGUACAAGCUAAACUACUCCACGCGCAUCGUGACGCUGGAGGAGGAGCCGGUGAAGGUACAGCACAUCCGCGACCCUCGCGACGCCGUCACCUCACUCAUCCUGCUGCCCGCGGACGUGCUGGACGGACGGGAGGAAGACUGCGAGGACACCUCGGACGACACGACGACCGGCGUCAAGAACGGCCCCGGCGCCGGUCCAAACGGCAGCACGGCCACUGGCGGCGCUCACGGUACCAACACCACCUCGUCCGCUGCAUCUGCGGCCAAGGAGAAGCUGGUGGUGACCACGCAGGCCGGCUACAUCAUGGUGCUGGACCUGGCCACGCUGGAAGUGCUGGCCAAGGUGGAGCCGGCCGUCAAAGAGGGUGGCGAUGAGGUGGACCCUUUUGUCUCGGUCACCUACUGCUCGGGGACUGACCGCCUUUGCGCCUGCACGAAAGGUGGAGAACUUCAUUUCCUUCAAAUUGGAGGUGUGUUUGACGAUAUAGAUGACGCCGACAUUUUUGUCGAUGGCCCCCUUUCUAAAGGGGUGGAUCAGCUGUUUGAAGGGACGAAGCCGUCCUCAAACCCCUCGAGCCCAGGGAUCACAGCAGGAAUUGACCUUCUGGUGGACCAAGUUCUGGGCGUGGAGACCCUGUCGUCUCUGGUGGAGCUGACACGGUUUGAGACUCUGACGCCACGCUUCUCGGCCACGGUGCCGCCUUGCUGGGUGGAGGUGCAGCAGGAGCAGCAGCAGCGCCGACACCCACAGCACCUGCACCAGCAGCACCACGGAGAUGCUGCACAGCACACACGCACAUGGAAGCUGCAGAACGACAGCUCUAGCUGGGAUGAACACGUGUUUGAGCUGGUGCUGCCCAAAGCGUGCAUGGUGGGCCACGUGGACUUCAAGUUUGUGAUGAACGCCAACAUUACCAACAUUCCUCAGAUCCAGGUCACCCUACUGAAGAACAAGGCCCCAGGAUUAGGCAAGGUCAACGAGACAGCGGUGGACAGGCAGAUCAUGUUCCCCUUGUCCCAGGCCCUGCACACAAACGGUGAGAGGAAUGGGCCGCCUCUCCUGCACGACUUUGUGGAAGACAUCCAGGGCAUGGACAUCGAGGAGUCACCAGGUUCUAGGCUUUGUCCUUUUCUUGAGGACCACAAGGAGGACAUCCUCUGUGGCCCUGUGUGGUUGGCCAGUGGCCUCGACCUCUCCGGCCAUGCUGGGAUGUUGAGCUUAACAAGUCCCAAGCUGGUCAAAGGUAUGGCGGGGGGAAAGUACCGCUCGUUCUUGGUUCACAUUAAGGCCGUGAGCGACAAGGGCAUGGAGGAGAACCCGCGGCCAGUGGUCAGGAUGCCUUCCAAGCCCCAGAGCAGCAAAGCCCAGUCCCUCUCCUCUCUGCUGCAGCGGGCCCAGGCCUCCAAGGAAAAAGCCUCCACAUCUAAAGUGGACCCUCCACCAGCAUCAAAGAAACCAGAUAACCUGCGUGGCUGUGACCUGCUGCAGGAAGUGUCAAUCACAAUCAGAAGGUUCAAAAAGACCUCCAUUCCCAAAGAAAGAAUCCAGCGCUGUGCAAUGCUGCAGUUCCCAGAAUUCCAUGAGAAGCUGCUGAACGGCUUGUGUAAGCGCUCGGAUGAGACGGCCAGCACUGAGCAUGCCCAGAGUCUCAUCCUGGACAUCCUCUGCUGGCUGGCUGGGGUUUACUCAAACGGACCUUGCAGUCCCAGAGAGGGAAAGGAGGGCCUCCUCACUAAGACCAGGAAGCGGCUCAUAGACAUAGUCAGAGUCUGCUUCUUCCAGACGGGCCGAAGCAUAGCCCACAAAUGCGCACGCUUUCUUGCACUUUGUAUUAGUAACGGUAAAGGAGACCCUGGACAGCAGGGAUUUGGUAUGGCUCUGCUGAAGGCUCUACUGGAGAAUAUGCCUUACUUACCUGCAGCAGCUACUGGUGGUGCAGUGUUCUGGUACUUUGUGCUGCUGAACUAUGUAAAGGAUGAGGACCUGGCGGGCUGCAGCACGGCGUGUGCCUCCCUGCUCACGGCCGUCUCCCGGCAGCUUCAGGACCGGCUCACUCCCCUGGAGGCCCUGCUGCAGACCAGGUAUGGGCUGUACAGCUCCCCCUUUGACCCCGUGCUCUUUGACCUGGAGGUGAGCGGCUCCUCCUGUAAGAAUGCCUUCAACAGCAGCAUUGGAGUCCAGUCUGAUGAGAUCGACCUGUCAGACAUUCUCUCAGGGAAUGGUAAGGUGAGCAGCUGUGCCGCCGCUGAGGGCAGCUUCACAGCCCUGACGGGGCUGCUGGAGGUAGAGCCUCUGCAUUUCACCUGCGUCUCCACUAGUGACGGUACUAGGGUGGAGAGGGACGACGCCAGCAUGUUCACCGUGAGCACGUUCGGGGUGACCCCCGGGGUGGGCGGUCUGUCGGCGGGGUCGGUCGGCGAGGCGUCCACGGCGCUGAGCUCGGCGGCCCAGGUGGCGCUGCAGUCGCUGUCCCACGCCAUGGUGUCAGCCGAACAGCAGCUGCAGGUCCUGCAGGAGAAACAACAGCAGCUGCUCAAGCUGCAGCAACAGAAAGCCAAGCUGGAGGCCAAGCUGCACCAGACCACCUCAGCGGCGGCUGCCGCUGCCGCGUCCGGUGUGGGCCCCAUCCACAACUCCGUGCCUUCCAACCCCUCUGCCUCCGCCUCCAGUGCCCCAGGCUUCUUCAUCCACCCCUCCGACGUCAUCCCGCCCACGCCAAAGACCACCCCCCUCUUCAUGACCCCGCCCCUGACGCCACCCAACGAGGCCGUGUCGGCGGCCAUCAGCGUGGAGCUGGCGCAGCUCUUCCCCGGCUCCAUCAUCGACCCACCCACCGUCAACCUCGCCGCACACAACAAGAACUCCCACAAGGCCAAGCCGAAUCCCAUGGGCAGUGGACUGGCAUUAGCCAUCUCUCAGGCCUCCCACUUCCUGCAGCCUUCCCCUCACCAGUCUAUCAUCAUAGAGCGCAUGCACUCAGGUGCGCGGAGGUUCGUGACUUUAGACUUUGGGCGGCCAGUGCUCCUGACGGACGCUCUGAUCCCCACCUGCGGGGACCUAGCCUCACUGUCCAUCGACAUCUGGACGCUGGGCGAGGAGGUGGACGGCCGGCGGCUGGUGGUGGCCACCGACAUCAGCACACACUCCCUCAUCCUGCACGACCUGCUGCCCCCGCCCGUCUGCCGCUUCAUGAAGAUCACUGUGAUUGGCCGCUACGGCAGCACCAAUGCCAGGGCCAAGAUCCCAUUGGGCUUCUACUACGGCCACACCUACAUCCUGCCGUGGGAGAGCGAGCUGAAGCUGAUGCACGACCCCCUGAGGGGGGAGACUGACGCGGCCAGCCAGCCUGACGUGGACCAGCACCUGGCCAUGAUGGUGGCGCUGCAGGAGGACAUACAGUGCAGGUCAGAGGUCACGGGA